AUGGCCGACUCUCAGCCUCCCCAAAACGGACCAGAGCAACCUCCUCCGUCCGAAGAUAAUAUCAAAACCGAACCCGAUCUUGACACAUCCAUCGAACAAGAUAUCGAGAUGAAUCCGAAUCCCGAUCAACCAGAUGAAGCGCCUGCUGUCGACCCUAUGGCCCCUGCGCCCACCCCAUCUAAAAAAGAAACCAGUCUUCGCGAGUUCCUUGGCAAAAUGGACGACUAUGCUCCCAUCAUCCCAGAUGCCGUCACUGCACACUACCUUACACUCGCCGGUCUCCCUCCACCAGGCACAGGGCCCGGCCAAACGCCCCCGCACCUGGCGCGCCUCCUUGCACUCGCCGCCCAAAAAUUCGUCUCAGAUAUCGCCGCAGACUCGUACCAGUUUGCGCGAAUCCGCGCCUCAAAUAGCUCAUCUGCCAACAAUGCCAUUGGUAGCUUGGCCGCGGCUUCGGGUCUGGGUGCGCCAGCUGGUGCCGCCCCCGCUCCCGGUGGUGAUAAGGGCAAGGCCGGUACACACCUAGGUAUCCAGCGACCUGGGUUUGGUGGUGGAGGCUCUGGGGGUUCGGGACAGGGUCGAACUGUUCUGACGAUGGAGGACCUUGGCAUGGCGGUUUCCGAGUACGGGGUUAGUGUGAAGCGCGGCGAGUUCUACAGGUAG
This is a messenger RNA of Penicillium salamii, 663 nucleotides long. Lineage: Eukaryota; Fungi; Ascomycota; Eurotiomycetes; Eurotiales; Aspergillaceae. The record is from the annotation of a GenBank genome assembly.